AUGCAGGACCAGGCGAGCGGGAGCGGCGCUGGCGGCAACGGGACUUCAAGCUACGCCGACUCCCUCACAUGGACCAGGGAAGCGGGAGCGGCGCUGGCGGCAACGGGACUUCAAGCUACGCCGACUCCCUCACAUGGACCAGGCGAGCGGGAGCGGCGCUGGCGGCAACGGGACUUCAAGCUACGCCGACUCCCUCACAUGGACCAGGCGAGCGGGAGCGGCGGGACUUCAAGCUACGCCGAACUCCCUUACAUGGACCAGGCGAGCGGGAGCGGCGCUGGCGGCAACGGGACUUCAAGCUACGCCGACUCCCUCACAUGGACCAGGGAAGCGGGAGCGGCGCUGGCGGCAACGGGACUUCAAGCUACGCCGACUCCCUCACAUGGACCAGGGGAGCGGGAGCGGCGCUGGCGGCAACGGGACUUCAAGCUACGCCGACUCCCUCACAUGGACCAGGGGAGCGGGAGCAGCGGGACUUCAAGUUACGCCGAACUCCCUUACAUGGACCAAGGGAGCGAGAGCGGCGCUGGCGGAAACGGGACUUCAAGCUACGCCGGACUCCCUGACAUGGUGAGCGGGAGCGGCGCUGGCGGCAACGGGACUUCAAGCUACGCCGAACUCCCUUACAUGGACGACCGGGAGCGGGAGCAAACGGCGCUGGCGGCGGCGACAAGGGAGCGCUUAAUGCGCUGCCUGUUGCGCUACCUAUUGCGCAACCUAUUGCGCUACCUAGUAAUGCGCUACUGCUACAUACUUCUGGCGGCCGUCGCGGGGACACGGACGGUUUCGCCGAGAUCGCACGUGGGCUUCGCUGGCGUCGCCGUUGUCGUCGCAGCGGGGCUGCCGUCGCAAAGCAGCGCGUUCGAGUGCGACGAGUCGCAGACCGCCAGCAUAUGCCUCCCUUUCCGCCAGCAUAUGCCCCCCUUUCCGCCAGCAUAUACCUCCCCCCACUGCGUCAUGCGCGCGGUACCUCGCAAUGGGGAAUCUCUGGGAGCAGCUGAGCAAGGCGCGCCUCCACCUGGGCGCACGCUCGUGCUGCCACGUGUCCGCAGCAGCCGCAUCAGCGGCAACAACCUGCCACUCCCCUCCCAGCUCACAUCGUCCCAUGCUCCUCUUCCCUCCGCGCUUCAUCACAUUCAUCUGCCCCUCACGCCAUCCCGUGCCAGUCUCCCCUUGCCUUUCCUCAUCACCUUUCCCCCUCAUUUCGCUCCGCGGCGUACCGACACCCCACAGCACCCCUCUCCACCCCUCGGUCUCUCCAGUCUCUCUGCAUAUUCGCUUCUCGUGCCUCUCUCUGGUCUGUUCCCCUCCCAAGCUCGUUCAUGCUGUGCCAAGAAUCUUCUCCCAGAGACUCGGUGUGUUGGGGGGGUGGUGCUUGAUGCUGGUGACUCUCUGAGCAGCAUAGCGGUCAUCACUGGUAGAGGCAAGCACAGCGCUUCUGGGCAAGCCAGAAUUAAACCUCCGGUGCACUGGUACUUGCAGGAGAGAAGAGUGGGGUGGCAAGAGCAGAACACAGGCAUCAUAACAGGCCCUAUUUGUAGAUGA
Closterium sp. Yama58-4 is the source of this 1545-nucleotide messenger RNA. Lineage: Eukaryota; Viridiplantae; Streptophyta; Zygnematophyceae; Desmidiales; Closteriaceae. The record is from the annotation of a GenBank genome assembly.